Molecule: messenger RNA, 6547 nt
Organism: Epinephelus fuscoguttatus (brown-marbled grouper)
Lineage: Eukaryota; Metazoa; Chordata; Actinopteri; Perciformes; Serranidae
Product: glycine N-acyltransferase-like protein 2
Exons: 7
Coding region: 433-1104 (223 amino acids)
Cellular component (GO): mitochondrion
Molecular function (GO): glycine N-acyltransferase activity
Source: RefSeq, a predicted model, not a curated record
AGUACACAAGACACUAAAUGAUUAUCAUUCAAGUCACUUGGAUGAUUAAUGUAUUUGAGUUUUAACAGGCAUAUAUGAGACUUUACUGCAGAGCUAAUCAGUGUGACAAACAGCAGAGAAGGAGAGGCAGCCUGCUGGGUGUCCUGAUGUGGACUGGCUGAACAGAGGAGAAAACAACAACAAAAACAGCUGUCCUUCCCUGUGAGGAUCAAACUAUGGUCGGACAAUGAUCGUGGACUCCCCGGGGACUUGGGAAAGGGUCACUGGUGGUGCUCUGUGUGUGCAGAGGUUCUUGGAGGAGUGUUGCAUAUCCUCCACAACAAUCCGUGUCAUCUGGAGAUAUGUGUUGACUCCUGGCCUACAUUCACUACUGCCAUUUGUUACCGUCAAAAACAGCAUUUCAGCAGCAGCAGGAGCAGCAGCAUCUCCGGGAUGAUUCCUGACAUCUGCACCGUCUUCACCAAGAACCCAGAAACUCUGCGAAGUCUGCUGCUUAAUGAGAGAGUCGUAAACUGGAGGAGCGGACUCAUAUUCAGAGGUAUUCCUAACUCACACUGCCAUCUCAUCAAAGAGCUCGCCUCUCUCGGUGGGCUUGAUAUCACAGAAUAUGGGGGUUAUAACACCUUCAUCUACAGCAGCCUGCAGAAUAGGCACAGGCAAGAGAAGGUGUUGCUGCUGCCAAUUUCCACUCUGGACGAAUCCCACGCGGAGCUCGUUGACACACACUUGCCUUACGGAGGCAGCCAGGAGAGCCUCAACCACGUGAGAGCCUGUAUCCGCCAUCUGCCAAACCACUGUGUGACGGAUGAGACGGGCCGGCCUGUGUCCUGGAUGCUGUCUGAUGAGCUGUGUGAGCUGAGGAUGGCUUACACCCUACCAGAGUACAGACGGGCCGGUCACCUCCUGGCUCUGUCUCAGGCUCUGAUCCGCAGGAUGGGCUCUGCGGGUUUACCCGUCUACUGCCACGUCAACCAACAGAACCAGGCCACCAUUAACGCUGUGACCUCACUCGGCUUCUCUACGUGUCCCAGUAUGGAGGAGAUCUCAGUGCUGCUAAUAUUACUCAGGGGAUGCAGCGCUUUAGAGAGUUUAGUCCAUUUCUGACAGCGAACUGCAAGUAGAACAAACUCAAAAAUAACAUUUUUUGUGGCUUAAGGGUGGAUGUGAUGAAUACGCCAGCUGUGCUCCUUUUUACUCUGUAAAAAUGUCUUUCAUUGUGAAAUAAUGCUGUUCGGACAAUACAAGACUUCAGUUUGACUCUGUGGAGUGUGCCGAGGUAAAGACCCCCUUCAUCUGCAGAUCACCCAAAGAGGCUCUCAUCCACCUGGGACCCCUCCCUGGAGGUGAGCUGAUCCACUGCUGAUUGCCUCUCUGUGUUUUAGCAGCAAUGCACCAUUCAAGUCUGCAGGCAGGCAACCUGACAAAUGAGCAGCGAUCUGAGCAGAGGGGAUGCUCGUACUGCACCACACACUCCUGUCCCAUCCACAUCCCCCCGUCCCGCAGUGGUGCACCUCUUUUAACUGACACCCUUUCCUCGCUUUAAAGUGCUCUUCUCAAAGUCACACAAGUAGAGUACACACUAAGUACAUGCUUACUAAUGUGUAUGCAUCCAAAGACGUGGCUAGAAGAGUGAGUUAAUACGACCCUGUAUAUUUCUAGUGCUGCUUCUUUAUAGAAAUGUUGAUCUGUGUUUUAAUCAAGUUGCACAAAUUACCAUAUCCUUUUAAUACUUCAUAUAAUUAGUGAGUGUUUCAUGUUUGGUUUGGAAUAUUAUUAAUCAUCUUAAAGUAAACUUGUAAAUAGAGCUAAAACAAGUCAAGUCAGGUUUAUUCAUACAGCAUAUUAAAAAACAACAAAUGUUGACCAAAGUGCUUUACAACGAGAUUAAAUUAAGCAGAAAACUGUCAUAAAUAAGAGAAUAUGAGUAAAUAAAUAAAAGAGUAAAAUAUCUUGAUUAAAUUGUAAUGCAAACAGAAUUGCACAAAAACAAAAUGCAAUACAAGCAAAUGAAAACAAUUUAAUUGGCAACCAUUUUGAUAAUCAUUCAUUUAAAUCACCUUUAAAGCAAAAAAGCAAAGCAUUUGCUUCUUCCAGCUUCUCCAACGUGAGGAUUUGCUGCUUUUCUCUGAUUUUAUAUCACUGUAAAUUGAAUAUAUUUUUCAAUUGGACUGUUAGUUUGAAAAAACAUCUGAAUUUGUCACCUUUGGUUCUGUAAAACUGUGACAGGCAUUUUUAAUUAUUUUCUUAAAUUGUAUAGACUAAAUCAGUGAUUCCCAACCAUUUUCCUUAAGGGACCCUUUCCUUUUAUUGAGUAACUUAUGACCUCUGACUAAGUGACAUAUUUUGUGGAUAUUUCAUAUCAUAUUUAAUGCAUAACGACAACAGCACAGAACAACUGAUAAACUGUACAAUAAGCCCAGAUGGUGAAAACAAUUACUGCAGAAAGUUUGUGAAUUAAUUUUGAGCAGAUUAUUUUCCUGUGAUUAUUACAUUGGAGAAGAGUUUUCCUGAUAUUGUUAGGAAUGUCUUUAUACGGUUAUGUUUUUUUUGUUUGUUUUUAAAAAAAAUCAUACAUACUUAUAGGCUUCUUUUUUUCACAUAUUCAUUUUUCUUUUUUUCUCCCUGACUCUCAGCCAUUGUUCUAUCAGCUCUUUGUUUGUUAUAGCUGAAUAGUUUUCUAAAGCAAGACGAGCCUGUUAAGCACAGAGUGAAGGUUCUGUGAAUAUAGCUUGUCUUGUCUUUAUCUAUCUAUCUAUCUAUCUAUCUAUCUAACUAUAAAUUUUUUCUUACACCAGGUGUCAAACCUUAGUGACCUCUAGAGAGGUCGGGACCCCCAGGUUGGGAACCAGUGGACUAAAAUGAUUAAGCAGAAAAUAGUUUAAUUAUAGAGUGUAAUCGAUACAGAAAAUGAUGGUUAGCUGCAGCACCAGGUGUAAAUUCAGUGCACUAGACUGAAGAUUAACAGUUUGUGUAAAGGUUAAAAAAUAAAUACGUCAGUAUCGUAGGAGUGAAUGAUUUUCUACACUCCUUUGUCCGUGUGCUCUACUCUAACUGAGGAUUAUUUUUAUAACUGAUUUCUGCUUUACAAAGCUGGACUGCACAGGUCUUAUAUUGCAAGCCGUCUACUGAAAUAUGAGAUGUCUCCUCACCUACAGCUUGAAUCUAUUUGUGUGAGUGCCCAACCUCCAAUACAGUCAAAGAGGUGUAGGAUGAUAAAAAAAACAGCAUCAGGAGGGGUUUAUGCAGGCUGCAUCAGUUGCAGAUCUUUACUCAUCCCAAUGCAGAUUCGUGAGUCAGCUAAGAGGCAGAAAAAAAAAACUGAGAACAUGAAGUACCUGACGGCUGAACUAGUUCUGUGGCUUCAUCAGUAUGUUGCCUGCAACUGCAACCAUCACUUGAGGACAGCAUCCACCCACUGGUCCUCCUCAGAAACUGCAUCUCAGAUCAAGUGAGGAGCCGAGUGUCUGACGCAGCAUGCGAUCAUUCACCUUGGCUGCAAGUGCUGCUCGGACUUGCCUUGGUGCGGCUGUCCACACAUAACCCCCACCGACACCCUCCACCUCCUACCCCCCCAUAGAGGCAGUGUACUCUGCCAGCCAUGGAGUGGGACGUGCUAUCGAUCCUGCUGAAAUGAUGGUUUCUAAAAGGGAGGCAGUAAGCAUGUCUGCGCUCCCCUCCUCCACUGUGGAGGGGCCCUGAGAUAUCACCAAGCUCAGCACAUUGCACCAUCACCGCAUGGGAAAAUGGGAUUUUCACUGGGAGACGAGCUGAGGAGAAGGUAAUUCAAGCCGCCGAGCUAUGUUCCCCACCAAGGAUGUAAAACGAGCCAUAUUACCUUCAGACGCCUCACACAGUGGACAAAUAAGGUCAUUUUAAAUGUCCUAUUAAUUCCAGUCCUUGUCACGGAGAAAUCAGAUGCCAAACGGGGAAAAAUCUGCAUGAGUGCUGAAGUUAAGAAGGAAGUGAGGAGUGGGAGGAUGUUCAUUCAGUAGGCACCCAUUCAUCUUUGCAGCUUUUAACACUUGUUCAGGAUGAGCACGUGUGCCGUCAUGUGCCUCAUGUAUUGUAUCACUCUGUAAGCACUGUUAUUCUGAAUGAGUGAUAAAUGAAUGAAGUGCAGCUUUAUGCAGACAGUUAAUAACCUAGUGUGAGGCUCUGAACCUCAGGCAGGAGGUGUCUGAUCCAGAGGAGCCACUAGAUGGCAACAGUGUCCUAACAUAUACCAACACUCAGGUGAAAUUUGGUGCAUGUGUAUGCAGUGACUCACACAGGGCUGCAGAUUUAGAGGAAAUUCUGAGCAGGCUUUUAUAGUUGUGAGUGCCCGCUACACAAAAUAACACUAAAUAGGAGCUGACAAUUAUUCGUUACAGGGAAAAAAUGACUGUGCUUGUUUCCAUUUCCUUUUAUGAAUGAACUGUGUUGCUGUAAAGGAGCUCCUGUUACUGAUGACAUUUGCUUGGAAGAUGAGGAGUGACUGCAUCAGUCAUCCUGCUCAUGAAGGUCACGCGUGCAGGCUGCAUCAUCCUUGUCAGUCCAAAUCUCCUGUCAGUCACCAUACUCGACAUUCCCCUGGGGUCACUGUGUCAGUCAGCGGAGUGUGAUUUUGACUUGCUGAGCAGCAGUGACUGACGUUUAGGAUCUCCACUCGUCUUAACAUUUUCAUUUUCUGCUUUUUUGAAACCGUGUCAGCGAGGGACUGCACAGCCUCAAGGUCAAGUGUAACAGCAAAGUGUCCCAGUGUGUCAGUGUGUGAGCAAUCAUGGUUCACUGGUGCUGUCGAUAACGUCAUGCCCCAGCUGAAGCUGGUCAUGUAGAGUGUGUGUGUUUGUCAGGAAACCAGACAUAUCUAUAAGCUCAUGUUUUGUUUGUGUGCGUCUGAGCCCUCUCUAGUGUUGUGUCAUUUGUGAACGUGUCUUUCAAAAGAGUGAAUCUUUUGAGCGAAGGAGCUGAACUUCCAGAGAGUCCGCCAUGUUGUUCUACCGUAGCCCAGAACAAACAAACCUAACCCUGGCCAUUGUAGGUCACUAAAUCCUACAUACUAGACCUCACAGUAUAACCACAAAACAAAUUCAUGCUACAGAAAUGAAAACCUGAUACAACAAGAAUCUUAAAGUGCGAUCUGAGAGAGCAACAACCCGCUAUGGAGGUUUGUCUGAGUGUCUCAGUCUCUGUGUCUUCACAGCUCAGUGUGGGUUCGUCCUUGUGUGUGACUUGUUCAUCGGCUCAGUGUCCGUGCUUUGUGCUACUGGGUUAGCUCAGUGAACAACAAUCUCUCACUGAGUGGCAGCUCUCGCUUGUUCUUCAGCUCAGUGCAUGUGUGCCCAUGAACGACUAGUUCUUCAGCUGAAGUGGAGUCUGAACGAGAGUCUGGAGCAGCGUCUCUUAGGAGUUUACCUGGCUCUUAAGCACGACUGCACAUGCACUAUACACAAGCAGGAUUUUAGAUUCACGCCUACCUGCGAGUCGAGUCAACUUGUUCCUCUUUUAAGGGGAAUUACACCCAUGUUCAAAAUCCAUACAUUUAUUCCUAUGGUCUAAAACAGUGGUUCCCACCUGGUGGGUUACGGUCCAAAAGUGGAUCGUGGGUUCAUUCUGAAUGGACGGCAAGUGACUCGCAAAUGUGUCAAGUUUGUAAAAAAACACACCUGAUUUUAAAGUACAGUGAAUUACUGGCACUGAGCAUUUAUUUUUAGUUGCUGUUUCCUGCUGUAGAGUGAGUGACUAACAGACAGCUGUUGACAGAGACAUCAAACUAGCUUGACGACAUGGCCAAACGCACGUAUGACGUUGAAUGUAGGCCUAUUAAACUGUGUGGACCCUGUGGCUGAACCAGUUGGGAGCCACUGCGCAAACUGCUCACACUGAGAACACCCAGGGGAAUUUUCUGCAUUUUCUUUUCAGCACCCCUUAAAAACCCCUAAAUUAAGCUCAGCUGUGGGUAUAAAAAGACAACAAACGUUUUGUGAGUCCACAAAAUCAGACUCCCAUUAAUUGUCUGUGGAGCAGCUCCAGACUUUAUUCUUGAUGACAUCACAACUUUGAGACUUACCUCUGUGGUUUCUGGCUUUAGAGUAGCUCAUGUUCAGAAAUAUUGUAUGAAAUUUCCCGGGCCAUGGAAAUAUCAUACUGGAAUUCUUAAACUAGGUGGUGUUCCCCUUUAAGAGUCGUUCAAAAACAAUUAUUCGUCCGCGAAUGUAACAUAACUGCGACCCUUCAACUAAGGAUUGAAGUAAACCGUCUUGCCUUAAUGUCAGACUAACACAGACGUGAAUAAACAGAAAUUGAUGUGUGAUGUCCUACCUUACCUGAUCAGCAUGGGAGCUCAGAGCUCGGUGCAGCCCAGGUUACUCAUUAAAACGAUCCUGUGCUAGUGAUGCACUGGACUGAAGUUAGUUUUGUAUUGGGAAGAGGCUGGCGGGUGAGUAGUUUCUAUUUGUCCAUAGAGUGUAUAAUAAUAAUAAUGUAUAUACAGUCUAUAUUUCGGAAAGUACAACCAGCAUAUAUUUCAAUGCAGAGAAGACAAUGAAAAUAUGAUUUUAUUAUAAUU